Molecule: messenger RNA, 1308 nt
Organism: Kwoniella shivajii
Lineage: Eukaryota; Fungi; Basidiomycota; Tremellomycetes; Tremellales; Cryptococcaceae
Exons: 2
Coding region: 1-1308 (435 amino acids)
Source: RefSeq, a predicted model, not a curated record
AUGUCAUCAGAUCAGAACAAUAACGAAUAUAACGACUCUCAGCCUGGUUCACCCAAACAACCAGGAUCCGAGCAUUCUCAGCAUGAUCCAGAUAUAAACGAGCACGUCGAUGAAAAUGACAGAAGCGCAACCGCUGGCCAAAAGGAGAACGAAAAUGAUGGUAAUGUCGUAGAAGAAGAUGAAAUUCAAGAUGAGGAGAAGGGAGACAAAGCAGGAAAUGACGAAAAGACCGAACAAUAUAAUAAUGAUGAUGACAAGCAGGACGACGACGAAGAUGAAGACAAGGCAAAUGAUGGUGUUCGAGACAAUGAACGUAGAACCUCGCCGAAAUCUGAGAGCGAAGACAAAGUCGAAUCCAAACCUGCUACUUCGCCUAAUGCUACUGAAGCAUCUUCUGAUUCCAAAAAUCCUAUCGUCAACGAGAAGGAGUCUCCAGAUGACAAUCAGUCACCCAAUGACAUGGACAAUAACCAUGGCGAUGAUGCACAAUCUCAGACUCGUGAAGGAUCUGAAAGACACGCCGAUUACCCGGACAGAGAAGAGAAAUUGAACCAAUUCUCCCAUUCCAAACCCUCUGAUUUUCCUUUAGAUGAACGUGAAGAGGAAUUGAAACGAGUCGUUAACCGUAAACCCGGUUCAAGAGAAUUACAACAGAAAGGUCAAGGUAGACCACAAACCGCUCCCACGACAGAGUAUGAUAGACAAGGUAAUCAAGGAAAGGAUGAAGACGACAGUGGAGGAGGAGGUUUAGGUGGGGUUGGAAAUUUGGGUGGUGUUUCGAAGCAACUUGGGAAUGCAGGUGGUCUCACCGAUCAAUUAGGUCCAGUAGGUGAUGUAGGUGGACAAGUAGGAGAUCAAGUAGGAGGGGUUGCUGGACAACUGGGAGACCAGGUUGGUAGCGUUGCUGGCGAAUUGGGAGGUACAGCUGGUCAACUAGGUUCUCAAGUUGGUGAUACAGCUAAAGGACUAGGGGAUACAGCAGGUGGAAUAGGAUCUCAAUUAGGUCAAACUACCCAAGGGCUAGGAGAUACAGUAGGAGGUAUAUCAAAUGGUUUGACAGAUACUUCUAAACAACUUACAAAAUCGUUAAGUAACGUAGGUGAUAAUGCGUUAAAACCAUUGAAAGAUAAAGGCGGUUUACUAGGCGGUAAAAAAGGUGGUUUGUUGGGAGGAAGUAAAGAUAGGGAAGGUGGGGAAGAAGAAGACAACGAAAAAGGAGCUUUGAAAAUUAGGAUUCAACUUGAUUUAGAUGUUGAAGUACAUCUAAGUGCGAGAAUCAAAGGUGAUAUCACUAUUGGUUUAUUGUGA